CGGAGCCAAAACUUCGAGGGGAUUUUGAUGCGCAUCACUCCCAUCGCAGGCGCGCCAAUCUCGAUUGCUGUCCACAGAGGCCCCUCGCAGUAUUUCGAUCCUUUCUAAUUCCAUUCCUGUAGCCUCUUCCGACUAUCCAACUCUUCCGCCAUGUCUCCCAAGGGCAACGUCACGACCCGGUUGAACCCGCUCCGUUUGAACACCAUCAACCACCUCCGUGUCCGCCGACCGAAUCAAAAUGAGCAAAACGCCUGCGUUACGGUCAUGUCCUCCAUGCUGAACUGCUGGGCCUCUCAAGGAUACGGCCACGAAGGCUGUGCCGGCCUCGAGGCGCAAUUGCGCAAGUGCAUGGAUGCACCCAAAUCACAAGAGAAGAAGAAGAACACUGUCAACUACCAUCUGAUGAGAAUGUACCCCAAGGUGGUGGGACCGCGCAAGAAGGACGGUGUUUUGGGUUAAAUGUUCGGUCUUCGGUGUGGACACUACGGCAUGGGACGUCCGUGUCGUGCCAUUUAUCGAAAUCUUCAUACGGGAGUUUUGGGAUCACACAUACCUUGCGAGGCUCGGUGUAAGCGGAAGUGCUAAUGUCAGGCUCGAGUAAGACUCUUGAUAUUGGCGUUCGCUGCACUGGUGACGGCCAUGUUGUCCGAGGUGAUACGGGAGUUGGUCUUGUUCUUUUGCGCAUCUGUACAGUACUUAUACCUACGUGGAACGUGGCAUUGCCUUUGAA
Molecule: messenger RNA, 730 nt
Organism: Penicillium brasilianum
Lineage: Eukaryota; Fungi; Ascomycota; Eurotiomycetes; Eurotiales; Aspergillaceae
Source: the annotation of a GenBank genome assembly